AUGGCUUCAUACCUCACCGGCAGCGAGGCCUAUACUCGCGAGAAUGAUACCUCUGCCCACGCCAAUGCGGCCCAGCAAUCGCCAUGGGCCAACAAGUACCGUGGGGCCACAGUCGAAGACCUCGACCCCCCUCCCGCGCUCUCCGUUUCUCCCAAUGGCCCCAUCUCUGCCGCUCUCAUGGCCGCCUACGAACGCGACUACACCCACCUCACUGUUAUCUCCGCCUCCUCGCGAUCUCUCCUCGGCUACCUGAGCAUCCCCCGCUUAAAGGAGCUCAUCCAAAACGGCACCGUCAAGGAGUCGGAUCCCGUCUCUGCCUCUAUGCAGCGUUUCAACCGUAAGCGCGGUAUCUACCAGGUCAUCACCAUGGAUACACCCCUAGAGGAAUUGGAGAAGUUUUUCGAGAGCCAGACCGGUGCCAACGGCGAUGAGCGUGAAAAGCACCAAUUUGCCGUGGUUACGGACGCUGCGCGGAAAUUCGUGCUUGGUGUUGCUACCAAGGCGGAUUUGGAGGAGUUUGUGAAGCGACGACCUUGA
Molecule: messenger RNA, 537 nt
Organism: Penicillium waksmanii
Lineage: Eukaryota; Fungi; Ascomycota; Eurotiomycetes; Eurotiales; Aspergillaceae
Product: putative cystathionine beta-synthase (beta-thionase)
Exons: 2
Coding region: 1-537 (178 amino acids)
Source: RefSeq, a predicted model, not a curated record